UCCAUUUUGUAUUCUUGGCAACAAAAGCUAUCAGGUAAAAGUUUACGAGAACAAAAAAUGGAACGGAGCAGCAUCUGCGCUCUGAUCUUCAUCUGCAUUGCGGUGGCUGGGGUCGGCGGUCAAGCCCCUGCCGCAGCUCCCACUAAAACACCGGCAAAACCGACAACUCCAGCUGCACCAGUUUCAUCACCACCCGCCGCUGCAACAGCGCCUUCCACGUCCAAAACCCCAGCCCCAGUGGCGACACCAACAGCGGCUCCACCGAAGGCAGUUUCAUCUCCGCCAGCUGAAGCUCCCAAGGCAACUCCACCCAAACACGCGGUUCCAGCUCCAGUUGCAACACCUGCUUCGUCACCAGCGGCAGUGACCGCUCCACCAACUCCAGUUCCGGUGAGUUCUCCGACCUCUCCAGUCCCGGUGAGCUCUCCGCCAUCUCCUACUCCUACAUUGCCUUCUCCGGUGUCGGCGCCGACAACUUCUCCGGCAAUUGCACCGGCAAUUACCCCAUCAGCACCUGUGUCGGCACCACCUGCGGAGGUACCUGCACCUGUACCGGCGCCGAGUAAAAAGAAGAAGAAGAAGACGAAGAAGCACCACGCACCGGCGCCGUCUCCCGUUCAUGUGAGCCCUCCUGCACCGCCCACUGAGGCGCCUGGGCCAAGUUCUGACAUUAUGGCUCCCGGUCCAGCUGCGGACGAGAAUGCGAAUGGAGUAGAGAAGAUAUGGGGCUUACAGAACAUGUUGUUGACUCUGGGAGGAGCUGCUCUCCUCUGCGCUUUGUUUGUGUAGUAGGCGAGAGGCAGUAACGUACAGCAGAGCAGCCCGAUCUUCUCAGUUCUCUCAUAUAAUUCUCUUUAUUUUUGGUUGUAUAUUUC
Molecule: messenger RNA, 875 nt
Organism: Telopea speciosissima
Lineage: Eukaryota; Viridiplantae; Streptophyta; Magnoliopsida; Proteales; Proteaceae
Product: lysine-rich arabinogalactan protein 18-like
Exons: 3
Coding region: 58-789 (243 amino acids)
Cellular component (GO): plasma membrane
Source: RefSeq, a predicted model, not a curated record